Molecule: messenger RNA, 612 nt
Organism: Papilio polytes (common Mormon)
Lineage: Eukaryota; Metazoa; Arthropoda; Insecta; Lepidoptera; Papilionidae
Product: putative fatty acyl-CoA reductase CG8306
Exons: 4
Coding region: 85-612 (175 amino acids)
Biological process (GO): long-chain fatty-acyl-CoA metabolic process
Cellular component (GO): peroxisome
Molecular function (GO): alcohol-forming very long-chain fatty acyl-CoA reductase (NADP+) activity
Source: RefSeq, a predicted model, not a curated record
UUAACGUUAUUCAGUGAGUUCUUAAUUUCUAUUGUUAAUUUCAAUAAAAUAUUUCAUUUAUAGUUUUUCUUUUAAAAUGUAGAUAUGGAAUCUAAGUUGGCUUUGGAGAAGGAAGAACUCAAACACCAGCUGGAUGUUGCACAAAUUAUCGCCAGCGGAGGUUCCGACGUGGAAAGGUUCUACGCUGGUUCCAACGUAUUUCUCACCGGCGGCUCCGGCUUUGUCGGAAAACAUUUAAUUGAGAAGCUAUUUAGAUGUUGUAAUGUGAAUAAAGUUUAUUUAUUAUUGCGAUCAAAAAAAGGGAAAUCUGUACAGCAACGAAUUGAUCAAAUUCUUAAAGACCCUGUCUUCGAAAGUUUACACAAAUGUAAAUCAGAUUUUAAGAUGAACAUAAUACCAAUUGAGGGUGAAAUGGGUGAAAAGGAACUGGGCAUUAAAGAUGCUGAUCGGAAUAUUAUCAUCGAGCAGGUAAAUAUUAUAUUUCACGCGGCUGCAGUUGUAAAUUUUAACGAGAACGUAAAAACUGCAACCCUGAUCAACGUUCGAGGAAUCAGGGAGAUUGUUCGUCUAGCUAAAUGUUGUAAACAAUUAAGGCAAGUGUUAACAUACUAG